UCCCACUGCCAUGGAUGCAUGGCAGAGACCAUAGUCCAGGCUAUGAAUGUGGCAGCCCUCAGGAAGGUCUGUCAACAGGGUUUGAAUCCUGGAUGUUAAGCCCUGCAGCACAGAUUUCUACUAUAUGAGCUAAUGGAGACUCUCCACUACUAGCAUUUUUCAUCUGAGAUACUCAAAGAACUUCACAAAUGAUAUAAAACCCUCUGAAUAUUCCUAUUUAUUGAUGGGGAAACUGAGGCACAGAGGUUAGGUGACUUCUCCCUGGUCACACAGCAAAUUGACGUAAAUGGGAAUAUAAAUUAUAUCUCCCGAGUCUGAUAUCUUAAAAACACAGGUACUUCAGCUCUGAAGGAAAAUGAAAGGUGGUGUUACUGAAGAACAUAUGUACCUGGCCUACUCCCACCAAUUUGAAGAUUGCAUCUUUCCUCUCCACACAUCAAUAUCCUUGUUUUUGCUGUCCUAUUGUGACCGCAAAUUAUUCAAAGUUUUCUUAGUACCUUCUAGUGAUGAUACAGAUGACCAGUUAUUUGGUAAAGCACAACCUGAUGACCUAGAGGUCCACUUCAUCUCAAGGUGCCAACUCCCUUUGGUUGUCCAGAGCUGCUGUUUGCCUGCUAUAGUUGAAGAAAAUGGCAAAUUCUGUCGAGCGGGGCUUUCUGUUGUGUUGAGGCACAUAAUACAGAAAACAUAUGAGAUAGAUCCAUCAAAGAAGUUGGUUUUGGAACUUUUGGGGUUUAAAAAGACCUGCCUAAAAGCCUGUGCUGAAGUUAGUCAGUGGACCAGACUUUGUGAGAUCAGCAUCCCUCAGGCUGUUGAGAGCUUAUUGAAUGCAUCUCCUGAUCAGUGUCAGGCCAUUCCACCUGAGGUUUUGCUUCUUGAGAAGAAGCUAGGAGAACCUGUCAGAGUGCACAAUGAUGACAAAAUUCGACGGCAGAAACUUCAACAGCAAAAGGCAGGUGAUAAGACUGCAGUGCCUGCCCUCGCUAAAAGAGCAACAAAAAAUCUUAGCCCAGAAGAAAUCAAGGACCAAGAACCUGCAAAUCUGGAACUGAGAGUAGCUUUCUCAAAAUUAGUUGUGCAGGAAAUACCUGCUACAACCAACAGGGAGCCCUCUCACAUCAGGAAAACAAAAACCUCUGAUCUCCCACCUCUGGAGCAUGUUUUUGCUGAGGGGCUUUAUUUCACUCUGGCAGAUGUAGUGCUUUUGCCAUGCAUCCAUCAAUUCUUGGUUUUCAGUAAGAAGCACAACAAAAAUCUAUUAGAUUUGCCUUUGAUAUCCAGUUGGUACCACAGAGUUCAGGAAGUGCCUGGAGUAAAGAGCGCUGCUGUCAAGUGCAAUAUGCAAUUUCUCCAAUUUCCAGAUUUGCUGUCUUUCCCAGAUGAGCAGCUGAGAGACUUCGAUACAAUUCCUGAUGACUUAGAGGAAGAACAUGAAGACAAUCAGUUUAUAGGUGGUCCAAGGCCAACCAUGACAAAGUUAAUGGAAAGCGGUAUUGAAGCAAAGUUUUCUCCUCAUCCCUGCCCUAGGUGGACCCUAGAUUGGAACAGUCUACCAGCAGCAGUCACUCCUGGAGAAGGAAAGAUGUCCAGUGAUCGUGCUCUGAGGAAACAGCAGCAAUUGAACAAUCUGGUGUCCAUGGUGACAAAAUUAUCUAAACCCGGAGAUGUGAUUGUGGAUUUUUGCAGUGGAGGGGGCCAUGUCGGAAUUGUUCUUGCUCACAUGUUGCCAUCAUGCCAGGUCGUGCUGAUAGAAAAUAAGGAGUUGUCAUUGGUACGUGCUAAAGACAGAAGUGAUGAAUUAGGAUUACACAAUAUUUGGUUCAUUCAAGCAAACCUGGACUAUUUUAAAGGAACUUUUAACAUUGGGGUGGCUCUGCAUGCUUGUGGCGUGGCAACAGAUAUGGUGAUUGAGCACUGCAUCGAGGCUCAUGCAGCCUUUGUCAUCUGCCCUUGCUGUUAUGGUUUCAUUCAGAAUACAGUGAAAUUUACAUUUCCACGAAGUCAUCGGUUCAAGGAAGUUUUAUCCUAUAAGGAGCACAUGAUUCUUUGCAGAUUUGCAGAUCAGACAGCUGUUCAGCUUCCACCCGAACGCAGACUAAUAGGAAAACACUGUAUGGGGCUGGUGGAUCUGGAUCGGGCAUGGGCUGCAGAAGGAGGCAACUACUCUGUCCAAGUGAUGUCCAUGGAGCCAGAGAGUUGCUCCCCAAAGAACAACAUGGUAGUGGGUGUCCCUAUUUAGGUUAAGAUUUAUAUUUAAUUUUAAUUUAGGCAUCAAUCAUGAUCAACGCCUGAUAACAUCCAGGGGUUCAAACUGCUGGGAAGCAGACAUCAAACAUCCUGAACCCAUGGUCUUCAGAAGAGGAAGUAGCAGGAAAAGGGUUGGAAAGUUGGUUGCCAACAGAGCAUCACAAAUCCUACUUGUAAUAUGUUAUUAAAUGACUGCUGCCUUUCAUAAUGAGAAUCCUCAGAAUUGUUCACCUGUCCACAGAGUAAUAUCCACCAGUAAAGAUUGGAAAAGUUUUGGUUUCAUUGCUGGAAAGGUGAUUUUCUUUUCAGUACAGCCAUCUCCGCUGGUUUUUCACAUUUUGAAAUUACAACUCAAAACUAUAUUUAUGUUCACAGGUUGAGUAUUUAUCUGACAGCAAUGUAGGUCUCCAGAUGGAAAGUAAGAGUUGCUGAAUGUUUUGUACUUACAUUUGAAAAAUCUAGUCACAUAUUUAUGGUGUGACUUUUUAUGGGCAGUCUGUACAAUAAUAGAUCGUACAUACUGUAUGGCAUUAGUUGACUUUUUGUUAUAAAAAAUCUACACUGCUGUAACAGUAUUGUUUUUGAUAAAGAUCCUUGAAAUACUUUCUGCAUCAUUCUACUCAUCAAAAUACAUAUUUUAAUCUCUUAA
Molecule: messenger RNA, 2896 nt
Organism: Caretta caretta (loggerhead turtle)
Lineage: Eukaryota; Metazoa; Chordata; Testudines; Cheloniidae
Gene: GSTCD
Product: glutathione S-transferase C-terminal domain containing
Cellular component (GO): cytoplasm
Source: RefSeq, a predicted model, not a curated record